Messenger RNA from Hemicordylus capensis (graceful crag lizard), 4728 nucleotides. RefSeq lists its product as uncharacterized. Gene Ontology annotation, biological process: DNA replication. NCBI's taxonomy places the organism in Eukaryota, Metazoa, Chordata, Lepidosauria, Squamata, Cordylidae. Bases 529 to 2136 code for a protein of 535 amino acids. The record is from RefSeq and is a predicted model, not a curated record. Gene Ontology annotation, molecular function: DNA-directed DNA polymerase activity; nucleotide binding; DNA binding. The transcript is spliced from 3 exons.
UAACCAGGUAGCUGAGGGUUCUGGUGUUAACAAUAGCGUACAGGAGCUUCCAGGUAAGAAAAUAAAAACCCUAACUAACACAAUGAUGAAACACAUAGGCUCUGUGUAACAAUAUUUUAUUUAUUUUUAAACACAGGGGAGCCUGGUACCUCUGAAGGAGGGAGAGUGAAAAGAGCUUUGAAAAGAAGACAUCUUGGCCAACCUCAUCAGUCAGAAGGAGUUCCUCCUGUGAAGAAAUAAAAAAAACAGGAACAUGAGGAAUCGGAACUUGCUGGUGAUGCUGUGCAACAGCGGCCUGACCAAGCCCAGGUGCUCAUAUUUGCAAAGGAGCUAAUCGAAGCUGGUGAACGUCUAACUCAGUUGAGCCGCAAGAUAACAGAAAAUGAAAACAGCAUCACAGAGAAGCAGAAAAUUGUCACGAGGUUCAAGCAGUACCAAUCAUGCAUAACAGAAUUUCUGGAAGGAGAUGUCAGAAGAUACAAUCUGCCUGGCAUGGCUGACUUUCUGAAAUAAAUUAAAAAUGAACUGAUGUAUCCCUAUAGCAAAACUACAUUUGCCACACAGUGGGGAGGGGGUAGGACACUAAACUCUGAUACACAAACUGAUUCUGAUUCUGUACAAUCUACAGAAACAGAAGCAGAAACUCUCCCUGAAACACAGAACACUGUUGAUUCAGUUGUGAGUUACCACUCAGACACUGAUGAUGGUGAAGGUGGGGAUGUGUACUUAGAGCCUAUCAGGAAUUGGGAAAGGCUCAACAACCGCUACAGAGCCCGUGAAAUGUAUUUUGAAUUUCGUUUUGUGAAUUUACAUAGAGCACGCUCCUAUCAUGAAGCCAUUGCGGGCAUACACACUGCCAUUCAGAGUCUAUUAGACACUGUAAAUAGGGUGAUAGGCCCCAAUGAUUAUGUUCAACUCCGAUUACAGGGUGACCGCCUGAAUAAUCCACUGUUUAUGUUCAGAAGAAACAGGAAUGAGUUAAAUGCUGAGGAAUACUUAACAGCCAUUAGCAACUUACUCCAAAGUUAUGCUGAAAUCUGGGGGGAUGAUACUUUAAGGUUAAAUGUUGUAAUAGUAAACCCUCCAGAAGGGGGCGCCCGAAGAUCCAUAAUGACCAUCCCUUAUAGUUCUAUCAUAGAGAGAAAACAACAACAUUUGAUUGAUGCUCAUAUACAAGGUACCAAUCUCUGUUUUGCCGGUGGCGUGCUAGCCCUCAUGUCAAAUAGUCCUACACUUGAACAAAUAAUAGCUGAUGCUGAGAAAAUGCACAUGGACCUUGGUUGGUCACAUCAGAAAAAGGUUUCCCUAACUGAUGUGUCAGCUGUUGAACAGUAUUUACAGGUCAAGAUACCCGUUGUUCACUGGAAUGGCACUAAGUGGGGGAUUUUUAAAACUGAUGAGCAGAACUACACAGACACCUGCCACAUGCUGCUGUACAAUGAUCACUAUUAUGGGAUUAAGAAUAUUGGUGGGUUCUUUGGGUCCAGAAACUUUUGUCAGAUAUGUAGUACACCCUAUUCUCACACACAUGAUUGUAUGUACACGUGUCGGCGCUGUUUGAGAAAAGAGUGCCCUAAAAAAGUAGGGAGAAUACACAGGUGCCCCACAUGCAAACUCCAGUGCAGAUCCAAGGCCUGUCCAACCAUACACGAAAAACUUGCAUCAGAGGAUAAGGUAGAUUGCACUCUGAGAAUAUUAUGUUCAAAGUGUGAUCAUUAUGUAGAUUUAAAUCAUGAAUCUAAAAGGGUGUGUCAAGGGAAACAGUGCCAUACCUGUUAUGACUAUUUUGAGGGAGAUAUUGAAAAUCAUGACUGCUACCUAGGAAAAAUUAAGCAACCUAAACUAUCCAUCAGAUAUGUCUUUUAUGAUUGUGAAUGUAGACAGGAAAGUGGGGUACAUAUACCGAAUCUAAUUGUAGCAAAAGCUUUUAAAGAGGAAACAGUGAAAUCUGUUCCUAAAAAGAAAUGGAAGCCCGCUGGUGAGAGUUGGGAAUUUAAGGGAGACACCUGUCUAAAGGACUUUAUUCGGACAUUUACCUCAGACCUGAGUUUCAAGAAAACCCAUUUCAUAUGCCAUAAUUUUCAUGGAUAUGAUGCCUAUCUAAUCCUAGGGGGGGAUACUCAAGGAACGGUUUGAUGUUGAUUUGAUUACUCAAGGUGGCAAGCUGAUAUGUAUAACUAUCAAAAGAUUGGGUAUAAAAUUUCUGGACUCCCUAUGUCAUUUACCAAUGGCCCUGGCAAAGUUACCCAAAGCCAUGGGCUUCCAAGAGGCUAAAGGAUAUUUUCCCCACUUCUUUAAUACAGAAGAAAAUUGGGAAUAUGUAGGGGAAAUGCCUGACCCCAUACAUUAUGGUUUUGACAGAAUGAUGCCCAGUGAAAGGUCAGCGUUCCUGGCUUGGUAUGAACAGAACAAGUCAAACACCUUUGACUUGCAGAAGGAACUGGCCUCUUACUGUCAUCAAGAUGUAAACAUCUUAAUGCAGGCCUGUACAAAAUAUAGACAUGAGCUCAUAGAGAUGACCCUCCGAACCGUUCCUGUGCGCAAGGGUAAGAAAUGGGUCUUUGAGUGUGUGGGUAUUGAUCCUUUUCAAUACCUCACCUUGGCUAGUGUGUUCUUAAAAAUGUAUCGCUACAAGUUUCUUGAGGAGGGCAGGAUUGCCAUACCCUCUCCAGAUAAUUAUCACAAGCAGUGUAAAAGAUUCUCCACACCCUCUAUUCAGUAGUUGGCAUAUAUAGAGCAGAAGGAAAAGAUAGAUAUUCAGCAUGCUUUGAAGGGUGGGGAAUUUAAAGUUGUAAUCCCCAGAAACCUAAGGUAUGUUGAAGAUGAAGCCAAAGAGUAUUACCUCGAUGGCUAUGCUGUCAUAGAGGGUAAGAAGACAGCCUUUGAGUUUAAUGGAUGCUUUUGGCAUGGCUGUCCCCAGUGUUAUGAUUCACAGGCCCAGCACCCCCUGCUGGCCAAAACAUAUGAAUUUCUUCACAAUGGUACAGAAAGAAAAGCAGCUGUGCUAAAGAAGAUGGGUUUUGAAGUCAGAUCUAUAUGGGAGCAUGAGUGGAAUAACAUCCUAAGAACCUCUGCAGAAGUGCAGAGUUUCUUGGCAGAGCAGCAGUUUCCAGAGCCUCUGCAGCCCAGGGAUGCAUUAUUCGGGGGUAGGACCGGCUGUGUUAGCUUAUAUUACAAAGCAAAGAGGGAUGAACAGAUCCAUUAUAGGGAUUUUACCAGCCUGUAUCCUUUUAUUAUGAAACAGAGAGAGUACCCUCUGGGGCAUCCCAAAAUCAUUUAUGAGAACUUUGGACCCCUCUCUGACUAUUUUGGCUUAGCCAAAGUGAAGGUCUACACACCCCGGGGACUUUUUUCCCCCGUAGUACCCGUCAAGGUGGAUGGGAAACUCAUAUUCCCUCUAUGCAUGACUUGUGCAACUACCAAACAGUUGGAAGAAUGUGAACACACGAAUGAGCAGCAGGCGCUUACUGGUACAUGGUGUACAGUCGAACUGAUGGAGGCUAUGGCCAGGGGGUAUAACGUUGUGAAAAUCGAUGAGGUGUGGCAUUUUGAAAAAAAAUCUGACAAACUCUUCACAGGUUAUAUCAAUACCUUUCUCAGGCAGAAGCAGGAAGCAUCGGGGUUUCCCCAGUGGUGUGUUAGUGCGGAGGAUAAAGAGAAAUACAUCCGCGAUUACCAUAAAAGAGAAGGAGUGCUCUUGCGCCAGGAUCAGAUUGAUGUCAACCCUACAAAGCGUCAAAUUGCCAAAUUGUUUUUAAAUUCUUUGUGGGGUAAGUUUGCUCAGAGAACAAACCUGCCUAACACAUCCAUUCUGAGGGACCCUGAUAUGUUUUUUCACUAUCUGUUUUCAAAUAAGUAUGAGGUUUCAAUGUGUGAGUUUAUUGAUGAUGACACAUGCUGUGUUUGUUGGAAACAUACCCAAGACCGCAUAACAACCUCAGGUACCACCAAUGUUUUCCUAGCCUGUUUUACAACAGCCUACGGCCGUCUAGAGCUGUACCAACUGUUACACAAACUGCAAGACCGCUGUUUAUACCACGAUACAGAUUCUGUGAUAUUUGUAAGCCGUGAAGGUUUGUACAACCCACCCCUCAGUGAUUUUUUAGGGGAGCUAACCAGCGAGCUUCCCUCAGAUCAAUACAUCACUGAGUUCGUGAGCACCGGUCCUAAAUCUUAUGGGUACAAGCUGUCUGGGGGCGAUACCUGUGUAAAAGUGAAAGGAAUAACUUUGAAUUAUGCAAAUAAUCAAAAAAUUAAUUUUGACACUCUCAAAGAUCUUGUCUUUGCCUACACUGCUGGUGAGGACCCUCCGCGUGAGAUUGUAGUGGAACAGAAAGGUAUAGUAAGGAACAAAAAGCAGUGGACGCUCGAAACAAAAACUCUAAGGAAAACACAGAGGGUUGUUUUUGACAAACGUGUCAUUGUUAACGGGUUUAAAACAGUGCCUUACGGUUUUUAAAUGGAUACCCGCUGGCAGCACCCCUUCUCAGCCAUUCUGGCUGGUCCUAGUAACUGUGGCAAAAGUUUUUUUAUAAAAAAACAUGUUGGACAAUGCUCACUCUGUCCUAUCUGUUGUUCCUGAUAAAAUUGUAUGGUGUUAUGCCUGUUGGCAGCCUCUGUAUAAAGAACUGGCCUGUAAAUAUCCAAUCAUUACCUUUGUGGAGGGUAUACCCUUGCAGCUGACAGAUGAUGAGCUGUUACCCCCCCAAUAAAAACUGCUUUCUUGUA